AUGAGUGGGCCUGCAUUAGGAGUUCCAAAAUCUGUAUUCAAUACAAUCGCUCCUCUCGCAAACUCUUCAAUUGGAAGAGUAAGGUUAUCAGUUGGGACUUCUCCUAUCACUGGACUAAUGCAAGAUCGAUACCAACAAUUAAUGCAUGAAUUUAACGAAAUUGAUAAAGACGGUGACAAGCAGCUAACCUUCAACGAAAUUUUUGAAUUUUUAUCCAAGCGGCAAGGCUCUGAUUUUGAUGAAAACUUAUGCUACGAACUGUUUGCCAAAAUGGACAAAAAUAAUGACUCAAUUGUCACAACCCAAGAAUUUUUAUGGUCCUAUGUAGAUGCUGAGGAUAUUAUUAUGAAGAGGAUCAAAGAAUUGAAAAAGCAAAUCCAGGAUAAAGCUAAGCAAAUGGAAGAAUGCAAGAAAAAGAUGGUCCAAGCAAGGGCAGUUGAGCAGAUGAACCAGCAUGGAAUUAUGAUAGGAAGUAUUCUUACUGUAAAUGUGAUAGCUGGGCAAGAUCUAAUACCAAUGGACACUAACGGAGCAUCAGACCCUUAUGUGAUUUUAGAAUGCGAUGGGUCGUCAGCACAGACAAGAUACAUUGAAGCAGAACUGAACCCUAAGUGGGACGAAGAGUUUACAUUUAAUAUCCAGCGGCCUGAUUCUGAGCUCAAAAUCACCGUUAUGGAUCACGAUACUAUUGGUAAAGAUGACUUUGAAGGAGAAGUUACAAUUCCAUUAAGUUUGCUAAAGGAUCAGAUGAAGCACGACCAAUUUUUCCAGCUUCAUGAUAAAAACCCAAAAGACAAAUGGCAGGGAAGGGUGCAUUUAGGACUUCAGUGAAUUUGGAGCAAAGCGAGGUAUCUAGAAGACUUAGUAAAUCAAUGGACUGAGCAUAUUGCCAUGGAUAAGGAAGAAAUAGCAAGUCUUGAAGAGCAACUUGAAAAACUUAGAAAGCCCUUUGGAAAUUUACUGAAUGCGAAUGACUGAAUCAUGUCUCCAGGCGAAAGCAGACCACAAUCUCCAAAUAUUGAAGCAGUAAUUGGAGGAAAAGUUACAGAACAGGUAGAUAAAAUAACUGGCGGGCUGAUAGGGAAAAUUGCAGAGCAAAGUCAUGCAGUAAUCAUAGCAGUUUCUAUCUAUUUGCUUAUAAGUAUAUGGGUUUCAUUUAUUAGGCCUGAUUUUUUGAAUUUAACGAUUGGACUUGCAGCUGCUUAUUAUUGGCUAGUUUUUGAAGAAAGUUCAGAUAGAUAUAGAAAGCUGGGAAUUGCAGUGGCUGCAUCAGAAUUUUUCGAUUUAAUGUGGCUCUGGACACACUCCCAUUGGCCGUCAUCUGAAGACCCCGACUCCAGUAUGAAGCAUUGGGCCGUUUACUUGACUUGGCUUGAAAUUUUGGUAAAGAUUCCUCUAUGUCUCAUAUUCUUCAAGAAAUCAUUAUAG
Molecule: messenger RNA, 1428 nt
Organism: Blepharisma stoltei
Lineage: Eukaryota; Ciliophora; Heterotrichea; Heterotrichida; Blepharismidae
Source: the annotation of a GenBank genome assembly